AAUAAGAGCAAAAGCAAUUUGCAAAAAUUCGCAGAUUGUUGAUUAAACAGUCAAUAUUUCGAAUAUUUCCAUAUCUUUUCUAUACAAAACAAAGUUAAAUUAUAGUGAAAAUGUCGGCCGAGGACUCGCCGAUAAAAUCACCGAGAUCUCUAAGCAAAAUAGAGACUGUGGAGGAGUUUGAGAACCAAGAUACGCUAUUAAAACAUGUUGAUAUAUCGAUUGUGGAGUCGGAGAAGCGAGCUAACGGCACGUUGCAUGUGCGAGACCAUUACACUGUUUACUUGAUUGAUUUGAAGGUAACAGAUCCAGAUUACAAGAUUGUUCAGUCCAAGAUAAGCACAAUAUGGAGACGGUACACAGAGUUUGAGCAAAUUCACGACUACCUGCAAGUCACAUAUCCACAUGUUGUCAUUCCACCAUUGCCUGAGAAAAGGGUACUAUAUGGAUGGCGUAAAUCAGACACCACUGAUCCGGAGUUUGUAGAGCGGCGCCGGGCCGGGCUGGAGAACUUCCUGCUUCGCGUGGCGUCCCACCCGCGACUGUGCUUCGAUGAUCAGUUCAUCAACUUCCUGCAGCAGGAACACGGCUGGAGGGAGACUAUCACUGACAGCGGAUAUUUACUUCAAGCAGAGAACAAACUAAAGUCACUGUCAGUGUCAAUCAGACUGAAGAAACCUGAUCCAGAGAUCGAAGGCGUCAAAAAUUAUGGCAAGCAGCUAGAAACUAAUUUAGGAAAUUUUCUAUACACAAGAUCCAAAAUAAUAGAGAAAAAUUAUGCGCUAUGUAAAUUGCACGCCAACUAUGGAAAAUUAUUUAGUGAAUGGAGCGUCAUUGAGAAGGAAAUGGGCGAUGGAUUGCAGAAAGCGGGACAUUACUUUGAUUCAAUAGCAGAUUCCAUAGAAUCAGUGGCAGAAGACGAGGAACAGUUAGCGGACCAACUCAAAGAGUAUUUGUUCUACGCAGCCGCCUUACAACAGCUAUGCGCUAACCACGAAGCAUUGCAGCGAGCGCUAGAGAAUGCACACGAUGCUUUGAACAAUCGAAUAGCGGAGCGCAACCGGGCCGCGGCGGGCAAGUCCGGUAUAAUGUCUCGCAUCUUUGGAACCACCGACCCGGACAUCGUGCGGGACCAGAGCACGCGCGCGCUCGAUGCCAAGAUCCUCGCCGACAGAGAGGCCAUCGAGAAGGCCAAGAGAGAUCUAGAAGACUUCACAAAAAAGACAUCAGUCGAGAUUGAAUAUUUCCAGAAACAAAAAGACAAGGACUUGCACGAAUCACUCGUCGGUUUUAUUACUCUACAAGUCAAAGCGGCGAAAAAGAACUUGCAAGCGUGGACGCAAAUCAAAGAAUGCCUUCAAAACAUGCCCUGAGCUGUCACAAACAACGGCUGAACACCAAAUUACCUGCAAGCUAUUUGUAUUAACUCCAUUGAUAUACAAAACCCUAGAUACUUCACAGUCUACUAGUAAAAAGUGUCCCAAAAAUAACCCAAGGGUUACGGCUAUUGGUGAUAAGCGAUAUUGCAGUUUUUCGUGGCCUAAUUUGUUAAUUUUUGUGCAAUACUAAAUCCAUAUAGGGUAAGUGCUAAAAUUCAAUGUGUAUUAAAAGUAAGCAUUAAAUAUUUGCUUUCGAAAUAUAACAAAAUCACUUCAAUAUUAUAAAGAAUAAUUAAUAUCAUAUGUAAAUGCUGGAACGGGAUACCUUUAGUACGUUCUUUUUGUUAUUAUAAAAACAAUACCUCACAAAUUAGAUGUGGUGAAUUUGCAUGCCACAUUUCUUGACCUUAUUCAAGUAAGAAUGGUUGGGCAUCACUAUGAAACUUGUAUAACAAUUUCAAGUAAAUUCCAAAGACUUUUUUAAACAAUUUUUUACAUUAAAAAACUGUUGCAUAAAAAACUCAUAUACAUCUGAUAAAAAAGGUAAGUAAGUAUAUUUUAAGAAUAUUAUUAAUUGAUAUUUUCAUAUUCUAGUAUCCAAAUACAGCCAAAGUAAUUUUAGUUUUUUUUUUUUUUGCAAAACUGACAAUGACUAUGGUCAUCACGAUAUUAUCAUACUGUGCAAGAAAACAAAUGAAUACUUUUACGAGGUAAAUUCCUAACAAACUGUGUAUCUUUGGCGUUUUUUAUAUCAAUGAUAAACCUAUCAGUUUAAGGGCAUCCAACACUUUUAUAUUAUCACCUUUUUGAAUAGAUACUAUAUUCAAUAUUACUGAAUUUUCAAAACCUUUCGUUUCCUUUUGGCUAUAUUUAUAAUUAUUAAAUAGAAUCAUGAACAAAGAAAGAUUAAUGCUUUAUUGGGGCUAAGAUGGCGCUAGGAGUGACGGCAUAUCAAUUUUAAAUAAACUGACAAGUAAUAGAUAUAGGCUAGGUUAGGUGUUAC
Maniola jurtina (meadow brown) is the source of this 2379-nucleotide messenger RNA. Its product is annotated as sorting nexin-4-like. The transcript is spliced from 10 exons. NCBI's taxonomy places the organism in Eukaryota, Metazoa, Arthropoda, Insecta, Lepidoptera, Nymphalidae. The coding region runs from base 111 to 1370 and encodes 419 amino acids. The record is from RefSeq and is a predicted model, not a curated record. Gene Ontology annotation, molecular function: phosphatidylinositol binding. Gene Ontology annotation, biological process: protein transport.